AACCGUCGCAUUCUUUCACGAUUUUGAAUCCUAGGCUCAUAAUCGACUGAAGGAAGUGUUUCUUCCGAGGAGUUUUGGCAGAAGUCACCUAUGAUCAUCUGUAGCACGACAAAAUCGGGCUAGAUUAGAGAUUAUUCAUCAAGGACAUUCGUAAAAGAGGAGUGUCUCAUUUUGGAACCAGAAAAAGAAAUUGUUCUUAUAAGAUUCUGAUAAUAGAAUCGUGUUUUUCUUUUAUGUUUUAGCAAUGUUGUUGACUAACGAAGAAUACGAAGAAGCCAAAAAUACACUUCACGAUACAACUUUAGCUAGGAAGUUAACAGCAAAUAAACGAAAAUAAUUACGUAAACGACUUAAAGAUUAUGAAUAUUCAGUGAAAUAUUUACUAUUUAAACCAACAAACUAUGCCAUUAAACAUAUUAAUAAAACAACAGAAAUUCCCGAUUUAGAAAAAUAUAUAUUAGAUUCAAAAAAUGCCACUAGAUUUUUCAUAGAUACGGAAUCAACAAUCAAACCAUCCCAUCCCAAUGAACCAGCAUUAAUACAAAUAAUGAUUUUAAGAAAAGAUCAGUCAUCAAUAGUGUUGUUAGUGGAAGUACGCCAUCUGCCAUAUCAAGAGUCACAAGAAUUUGAAUCAAUACAAGAACUUUUUCGUGUUAUAUUUCAGCCAAAAUCUUUGAUUCAUAUAUGGGGCAACCGCGACGAAUUAAAAUCCUUCGUUAAAUAUCAGCUACUUACAAAUCAACAAAUUUCUUCAUUGAAUGUACGAAAUGAACAAGGCGAGUUCAAAACAUAUUGGCUACAGAUUCAUCCACAUGACGACAAUAAUUCGUCAUGUAUUUGCGAAUAUUGCAUUAAUAAAGAACCAAAUGAUCCAUGGUCUUUGACGGAUGCGAUUGCAUAUGUUGAACAACGAUGGCUGGAUAAGUCAUGGACAAUUUCACCGUUCAACAUUGGUCUCGAUGAAAAACUAUAUGAACAAUCACCACAACAAAAAGCAUAUAGGAAAAAACUAUCACUUUACGCUGCGUAUGAUUGUUUGGCUAUUCAUGCAAUAUGGAGCAAAAUAGAUCCUCAACAACAACAAAAUCAAAGCAUUUGGUCGCCUGUGCCGUCUCCAUCACCACCGAUAUCACCAGCAUAUUCAUGGAUCUCAGAUGAUGAAGCACCACCGCACCAAUCAUCUGCCGAACUAACAAGUCGACAAUCUUCACCUCCACCCAUUCGCUCCGUUGUUCUUAUCACAUCCGCACAACCAUCGUCGUCUGAACAAACAAACAAACAACCGUCAGAUUCACACAAUACGCCACUCAUUGUCGUUAAAAAACAAAAACUAGCAUUAUCAGCGACAGAGAAGAAACUAAAAAAUGCCCGGGCAACUCUCCGUCAACGUAAAAGAAAGUUUAUGAAUGAAAUUAUUAUUCACGCAAUUGACGAUAGAUUUUCUGUUCAUAAGAUCAAACAAGUCCUAAAUUUUGCCUCAGUUGAUUUUAGCGGGGUUUUCACAUCACUUUCACCGUCUACGGGACUAAAAAUGGUUAUCAUUGGCAUACAAGAUCAAAGUAAACAACAACGAUAUCACCAAUUAAUGGUAGAUGACAACUGGUUUUCCACCGUCCAUUUUGAUCGUUUAUUUUUUUCGACAAAUCGUUCACGACCUCGAGCACCACCGAUCGUCAACCGUCCUUAUAUUCGUUCACAACAUUUUCAUGAAUCGACUUCAAGAACACAUCAAGAUCUGUCUAGUACAGAUCGUCGAGAUCGUUCUUAUCAUAACUCAACAAUCUCAACAGAUUAA
Molecule: messenger RNA, 1795 nt
Organism: Didymodactylos carnosus
Lineage: Eukaryota; Metazoa; Rotifera; Eurotatoria; Philodinida; Philodinidae
Source: the annotation of a GenBank genome assembly